This is a messenger RNA of Diplodia corticola, 1944 nucleotides long. Its product is annotated as developmental regulatory protein. The coding region runs from base 1 to 1944 and encodes 647 amino acids. The transcript has a single exon. NCBI's taxonomy places the organism in Eukaryota, Fungi, Ascomycota, Dothideomycetes, Botryosphaeriales, Botryosphaeriaceae. The record is from RefSeq and is a predicted model, not a curated record.
AUGGCUCCCUCUCCGCAGGUCCGUCAGGUUUCCAGCGCGGUCCCUCUGCAUCACGUGCAAGGUCGAUCCUGCCGUCCGCCGGGCGACAUUGCCCUCUUGCGGCAGCGAUUCGACGAUCUCCCAAUCCGGCCUGCGGACAAAGACUCCAACUGGCCUGUUCCAUACGACCAGCUCUUUGACCAGUACGUCGACGCCGACCUGCUGGAUCUCAGCAGCGACAAUACUGGCGAGGCCAGCAGCUCCGAUGACCUUGGGAAUCUCUUUGACAUUUCCUCGUCCUCGAAUGGGAGCGCGGCGGCCAAAACCUCGCCUAUGCCCCAUUGGGACCCAUCAAGGCACACCGAACCAGAGGAAACAUGGCAGCAGGCUUGGGGCUAUAUUGGCUCAAAAGUAGCCCCGGCCGCGCCCGAAGGCAGUCAGAGUUCGAUCUUACCAGAGUCCCGUGGCAAGGCUGUCACUACCAACCCGGAGCUUUUCAGCUUGGCCGCUGCGCCUGCCUGCUCCCCUCAAGUACCUAGCGAGCCCUUCGUUUUCUCUGCUCCUUCCUCCCCACGACCAAUUGUUUCCUCUUGUGAGCCCAAGAAAUUCAACAGUCUCCCCAUCCGCGGCAGCAAGAGACAGACGCCUUCAGUCAUCAGACGCACUGCUUCCAGGGGCAGCUUUUCCCCCAAGAUGAUGCGCUCAACCCCAUAUCGGACCGGCUACCAAGAGAUCUGGGCCAAGCGCGUCGGCGCCCCUCCGCUCUCUCCUCCGCCUUCUUCCAAGGUGUCCCAGGAAGAGUCUCACUAUGGCUACGACUUUUCCCCCAACCUGCCCUACACCACCUCGGGCGAGGUUGCCGAUAUCGAGCGUCAACUGUCGUUCCCGAACUACAGUGCCAGCCGGUCUCAAAUACAGAUGACCCCAGUCGCGUCCCCGACCACUCAGGCUCCAAGCAGCGCUAGGUCGUCCUUCCACGCUUCCAGCGACCCUUCGAACAACCCAUAUCUCACACACGAUCUCAACGAGGCAUUGCAGACACCGCCUCAGUCUUCACGCCUUCCGUCGUCCUCAUGGAACCAGGGUGCGACGGCGGCUUUCGAUUUCGGCAGCUUCUCAGCCUCGUCUGACUACUCGCAAGACCGAGAGCCUCAGCCUUGGUGGUCCAGCACUAGCGUCUCUCAGCCUUCCCAGCCCACGACGUAUCACAAUGGUCGGCAUGACUUCCUAGGCGUCAGCUCAGCCUCGUCUGACCUCGCUGCCGGUGGGCUGAUGAUUCAAUGCGAACCAUCAUCCAUGGCCAGCAUGCUCGACGCACAUGCGCCCGACGCAUCAUCCUCCUUUUCGACAUCUUCACCGGUCGUGUACCCCUCGCAGAUGUACACGUCGAAUGCCAUGGCGUCUACCCCCACCUUUGCGCAACACCCACACCAACAGCGUUCCGGUGCGCCUCCGCACCCUCACCCGGCGGCCCGGCAACACCACAUGCAGCAGCAGCAGCAUCACCACCAUCAUCAGCAAAUUACACCUCCGUCCCGCAGCCCCACCUCAUCGCCGCUUCACACUCCUUCAGUCAUGCCCCAACAGUUCAUCGCCCGCUCACGGCGCGACUCAUCGCAGCCCUGCCCUCCCCCAUCGUCGCGUCCUCGGUCGCACCACCGGCGCAAGUCCAGCUCGCACUCAUCGACGGGUCCGUCGUCGACUCCGCGCCCCGCUUCGGUCGGCUUCGUCAAUUACACACCCGACGACAGCCGCAAGAUCCUGACGGGCGUAGCCCCUUCCGGGUCGAGCAAGACGAAGGCACGACGCGAGAAGGAGGCGGCGGAGAAGCGCAGAAGGCUGAGCCAGGCAGCUGCAAGGGCCAUCAUCGAAGCAGGUGGAGACCUGGCUGCGCUGGAGAGGGAAGGCCUGCUGUACUUGCCUGAGACGAAGGAGAUGCUGGCUUCGAAAGGCAACAUGGUGUAA